AGUACUAUUUAUUUUGACACAGUUAAACUAUGAAUAACCUACACAGGGUCUCUGAACACAUAAGACGGUUUUGUCGGACCGGUUCAAAUGUGGCUGACUCAUCAUGCUACUAAAAAAACCAAAUACCAAGGUUAGGUGUAUAAAUAAUGACAGUGAAAAAAGACUAGACUUUUUGUAGUACCUAGUGAGUUGUCAAAUGAGGGGUGAAAAAAUUUGCUGAGGUUUAUAACUGUUUGACAAGAAACCAAAAAAUCAUUUGCUUGUGAAUCAAAAUCUCUCGGCCAAAGCAAAGGUUUUAAACAGUAGCCUUGGAAUGUUUGGGGGUCCUGGCCUGUUUUUUGGGAUUUGCAUCUUCAAAAUUCAUUUGGUACCCUUUCUCUAGCUUUACUUCAUAUAUAUAUUACAAAACCUCUCUCACACAUCAUCAUCAUCAUCACAUUCAUCAUUUUGUUCAUUCUCUUGAAGAAAAAUGAAGGGAAGAAGAUUCUUAUGUCUUAUACUACUAACUCUUCAUAUAGUAAGUUUGUUUGCAAAGAGGCCAUUUCUUUCAUCUCAUGACAUUUCACAUUCAGCUCAAGAAAAGGCACCACUACUAUCUUCACCACCUUAUACCAUUGAAUCAAAAAAGUUGAAGGGUAUAAUGGGAAGAGAUGGAAUGAGAAAGAAAAGGGAGGAAGAAAAUGAUAGAGGAGUGAGUAAAAUAGGGUCAAGUCCACCAAGUUGUGAGCACAAAUGCUAUGAUUGUUAUCCAUGUGAAGCUAUUCAAGUUCCAAGCACAAGUAAUCAUUUAGGGAUUAUGUAUGCAAAUUAUGAGCCUGAGAGUUGGAAAUGCAAGUGUGGUCCUUCUCUCUAUAGUCCAUGA
This is a messenger RNA of Vicia villosa (hairy vetch), 862 nucleotides long. RefSeq names its product EPIDERMAL PATTERNING FACTOR-like protein 6. The record is from RefSeq and is a predicted model, not a curated record. The transcript is spliced from 2 exons. NCBI's taxonomy places the organism in Eukaryota, Viridiplantae, Streptophyta, Magnoliopsida, Fabales, Fabaceae. Gene Ontology annotation, biological process: stomatal complex development; guard cell differentiation. The coding region runs from base 470 to 862 and encodes 130 amino acids.